AUGGCCACCGUCAAGCCCUCGCACGACGACCACGAGAGGUUGAACCGAGCUCCUGUCACAAGACUUUAUCCUUCGACCUCCGGCCCGCUCGCUCCACGCAGCAGCAACAACACGAGCGCCUUCACACGCAUUCGCACAAGACCUUCACACCGUCCACCAGCGAACAUGCGCGACGAGGCCGACCCGGGACAGAGCAGGAGUGCAUCGUCUCGAUUCGUGAAGACGUUUCAGGAAAAGCUAGGACAUGAAGGAGAAGACGACGACGAGGAGGAGGAGGAGGAGGAGGAUGACGAAGUGGACUACGAUAACGAGAGUGGCGACGGCGAGGACGAUGAAGAGGAUCAGAGCGACGGCACGGACGAGACAGAGGAAGGCGACAAUGUUGAUACUUUCGAGAGCCUGCCCACUGUGAAACCCUUCCGCGCCUUGAAGAGGAAUGCUACCGGAAUCUCCAAGGAGCUGGCAUCAGCACACGAGCGCAUCAAGAACUUGGAAACUGGGUUGCGUGGAUACAAGAUUGGACUGGAUGCAAGAUUGGACUCGCUCGCGCACAAGCAGUCCUCCCGCCCUCACCGCCAGCAUCGCCCUCCGACUCGGCGAGAUGCAUCGAGCCCUCCGCUACCACUUGAGGAUACAGCGUUCGAGGUGCAAUACUUCUUAUGGCUUUCACGAGAAGAAAAGGAUCACUGCAUGCAACUGAACAUCUGCUUCCGCUCUCGCUACUCCUCAAUCGUGGCCAACUCCUCCGGCAUCUUCAACAAUAGCGAUUGCUCAGUCGUCUCAACUACCAGCAGCGACAAUUUCAGCCUCUGCUCCGAAACCUCGCCGCUCUCACGCCUUGCCGACCGAUCGCACGACUACGCUGAAGGCUCAGCUCGAUUCGCUGGCUUCUUUGUUCACUACGCCGGAACAACAGCUUAUCUCCCGCAGAAGGUGCUCCCAUCGAAGUCAUCGCUGUUUGAUGCCAUGUUCCCACCAGCUCCACCGCUGCCUAUCGUCGCUUCACCGAGUGUCGCUCUACCUGCGACGAACACUCCAACGCCGUCGUCUGCACCGGCAGUCGUCGCCUUACCAAGCGUGACUCCAUCAACCUCGUCUUCGCUGUUCCAUGCGGGACUGGAGUCUUGUGUACCAACUCGCCACCUUUUACCGGCUUCGUCGCCAGCCGCUCCUUCAAUUCAACCAGUCGCGGUCUUACCGAAUGUCGCGCUAGUUGCUCCGACCAUCGUCUCACCGACGGCCGCUCUACCUUCACGACAACGCACGAAUGCUCAGCAACUCCAGGCACUCGCCGCCGACAUGGACAGCAACAACGAUACAGCCAUCAGCUGCCGUCCGCGCCAAGUCAUGCCGCGUGGAUUCACACCAAGUUGGACACGCUGA
Molecule: messenger RNA, 1383 nt
Organism: Zymoseptoria tritici IPO323
Lineage: Eukaryota; Fungi; Ascomycota; Dothideomycetes; Mycosphaerellales; Mycosphaerellaceae
Exons: 3
Coding region: 1-1383 (460 amino acids)
Source: RefSeq, a predicted model, not a curated record